AUGUUUGAAAAAUCACUGGUCGACCUGAUCCGUGGCCUUCGUGGCCACAAGGGCAAUGAAUCGGAAUACAUCCAAAGCGCCCUCAAAGAGUGCCGGAAUGAAAUCCGAUCCCAGGACCUGGACGUCAAAGCAACGGCGCUAUUGAAACUCAUCUAUCUGGAAAUGUUCGGAUACGACAUGACUUGGGCCGCCUUCAAUGUCUUGGAGGUCAUGGCCUCUCCCAAAAUCAUGCAGAAACGAGUCGGCUAUCUGGCUGCAGUCCAGACCUUUCGGCCCGACACAGAGGUUUUAAUGCUGGCCGAGAACCUCUUGAAGAAGGACCUCACCUCUCCCUCGAUCCCCAUUUUGACGCUCCCAAUUGUCACUCUUCCGCACAUUGUGACCUCCUCCUUGGCACUGUCCAUUUUGUCAGACCUGCUACCGCGACUGUCACAUUCCCAACCCGCCGUACGGAAGAAAACCAUCGUCGCCCUUUAUAGGCUCGCCCUGGUCUAUCCCGAGACUUUGAGAGUGGCGUGGCCCAAGAUAAAAGAGCGGCUCCUGGACGAAGACGAAGACAGCAGCGUUACUGCCGCCACUGUCAAUGUUGUCUGUGAACUAGGAUGGCGGAGACCCCAGGACUUCUUGCCUUUGGCGCCGAGGUUGUUUGAUCUCUUGUUGGCUCAAAAGAACAACUGGAUGGGAAUCAAGAUCAUCAAACUGUUCGCGGUUCUAACUCCUCUCGAACCCAGAUUGGUCAAGAAACUAGUCCGACCUCUGACGAAGUUGAUCCAGGAGACGACCGCCAUGUCCCUGCUCUACGAGUGUAUCAGUGGGAUCAUACAAGGAGGAAUCUUGGACAUGGCUGACAGUGGAGUGGAUGUUGAAGAAGUGGCCGAUCUCUGCAUCUCGAAGCUGAGAGGGAUGAUCGUGUUGGACGGCGACCCAAAUCUGAAAUAUGUGGCGCUUUUAGCGUUCAACAAGAUCGUCGGGUCUCAUCCAGCACUCGUGUCGAUGCAACAAGAUGUGAUCAUGACCUGUCUGGACGACCCGGAUAUCUCGAUCAAGAUGCAGGCGUUGGAGCUAGUGUCGGGAAUGGUCAAUAGUGACAGCCUCCCAGGCGUUGUGGACCGACUGAUCAAACAGCUAGCGAGUUCGCCAUCGGCUGUCGAUGAUGCGGCCAACGGCCAUCCGGAAGAAGGACAGACAGACAUGGAACAGAGAUUGAUUCCUGACAAACGAGGAUCCGAAAAUACACCUCUCUCCGAGGAAUAUCGGCAAGAGAUUCUCACUCGAAUCCUGGACAUGGGGUCACAUAACACAUAUGUCAACAUUACAGACUUCGAGUGGUAUAUCGAAAUCCUAGUUCACCUUGUGCGGCACCUUCCACCAGAUAAGGAGACUACCUCAGGAAUGCUGGCCGAUACCACCUCCUCUCUUGGAGCCCGAGUUGGGGCCCAGCUUGUCGACAUUGCGGUUCGAGUGAAGGAACUACGACCAGAUACAACCAGAGCGGCGGAGACUCUAGUUCUAUUGUCGAAUCGAGUCAUUUCCUACCCCAGGCAUGGUUCUGGGCAAAACGAAGUGCUGAGAUCCGCAGCCUGGAUCUGCGGAGAGUUCGCAGGCUAUCUGUCGAAUCCCUACGAAGUUGUCAACUCUCUGAUCCAUGAGUCAUCCACAGAUUUCGGUCCUGCAACACUUGCCAUCUUCGUACAAGCAAUCCCGAAAAUCAUCUCGCAGAUAGCUGUAACUGCCAAUCGGGAAUGGAAUAUCUCUCGAGGCGCAACGAUGUCGCUUUUACUCGCCCGGACGACGGAAUUUCUGGAAGGACUGUCGUCCCAUCCCAACCUGGACGUGCAGGAAAGGAGCGUCGAGUUUCUGGAGCUUCUGCGUCUCAGUUCGGAAGCGCUUUCGGCCCAGUCCAAUGACAAUACACAAGCGCCACUUCUUUUGACCUCUGCAAUACCCACACUUUUCUCUGGGAUGGACCUCAACCCUGUUGCCGCCGCAGCUCAGAAGAAAGUGCCCUUACCGAAUGACUUGGACCUGGAUGACCCCAUCAACCCCGACUUGCCCUCCAUACUACAAGCCUCACAGGAGGCAGACGAAGGCGAUUCCGCCGAUGAUGUGUUCCAGUCUUUCUAUCACGACCGUGAACCCGUGCAGGUGAUUUCAUCGCUCCAGCCUCACUCUGGCUCGGCAAUCGUGGAUCAUCCAUCCGAAGCAGAGCCCACCUCAUACCAAUCGGCCCCCGAGUCUCCAGCCACAGUGGCGCAGCGUAAAGCCGAGAGGGCGGCCAGAAACAAAGACGACCCAUUCUACAUUGCACCAUUGGAUGACUCAAGUCCUCAUCAACUCCACGACAUCAUCCGCAAAUCGAACGGCGACGAAGAACUCGAUGUCGACUCAAUCCCGAUCAUCGACCUACAGAUUGAUCACACACAAACCACCGCCACCCAUCAUGGAGAAGAUUAUCCGGGCCGGUCGACGAGAAAGAAGAAGCCCGUUCGAAAAUUCGUGGUCGCGGCCGACGAGACAUUGGACCCCGACGCCGACGCCAGCUUAGCCACGCAACCACUGUCCAAAUCGGCGUCGCACUCGCACUCGACAUCACUAUCUACCACACCAGCGGUCCAUCGACCUCGUUCGCUCAGUCCACAUGUGGGACCUGGGCUCAGCGGCAAGGCUCCCGUGCGACCGACACGGAACCUGUUGACGGUGGACUCGUCGACGCUAGAAAAGUUGAGUCUUGAAGGCCCGCCCGAAUCCGAGUCGGAGAUUCUGCGCCGCGAAGCCGAGGAGGCGGAGAUGGCAAUCGCCCUGCGCGAGGUGGAGCGGAAACGACUCGAGAUGCAACGAGAGGCUGAGCGGCAACGAACCGUAUUGGGCGAGGGAGUCGAUGCCGACGGGACUGUGGUGCGGCGGAAGAAGAAGAAGAAGAAGAAGCAGAUGCCGCGAGAGGUUGAAGGCGAGCCCGACAAUCAGCUGGGGCUGGAAGAGGGAGUCGUGGCCGUCAAGAAGAAAAAGAAAAAGAAAGUCGUCAAAAUCAGGUCCGAGCAGGCCGACGUCGACAAGGCCGCAGAGGGAGCUGAUGGUGCCGUCGGGGCCGAGCAGGAUUGA
Messenger RNA from Capronia epimyces CBS 606.96, 3099 nucleotides. RefSeq lists its product as uncharacterized. NCBI's taxonomy places the organism in Eukaryota, Fungi, Ascomycota, Eurotiomycetes, Chaetothyriales, Herpotrichiellaceae. Bases 1 to 3099 code for a protein of 1032 amino acids. The transcript has a single exon. The record is from RefSeq and is a predicted model, not a curated record. Gene Ontology annotation, biological process: protein targeting to vacuole; Golgi to vacuole transport. Gene Ontology annotation, cellular component: membrane coat; endosome membrane; AP-3 adaptor complex.